AUGACGUUCUGCGGCACACCGACGUACCUGGCGCCGGAGGUAAUCCGGGGCACCGGCUACACGCACUCCGCCGACUGGUGGUCGCUCGGCGUCCUGAUCUACGAGCUCCUCUGCGGCACAACCCCGUUCGAGGCCAUCAGCGAGAUGAAGAUCUGGAGGAAGGUCGUCGCGGGCGUGGAGAACACGAGCUUCCCCGAGGCCUGCCAGGGCGACCCCGGGGACCUCAUCAGGGCGCUUCUGCGCUCGGAGCCCUCCCAGAGGAUGCCCGUGCUGCCCGCCGGCCUGGCGGAGCUGCAGGGCCACCGGUGGUACCGAGGCUUCGACUGGGAUCUCUUCCGCGACCGGGCUUUGAGGGCACCGUACAAGCCGAAGGAGAGGGACCUCGACCAGGGGUUCAGCGCAGCGGAGCGGGCGGCCCCUCCGGCCGACGAGCCGUACAGCGACGACGGCUCGGAGUGGGAUCGGAAUUUCGCCACCGUGGACGACGACGGCGCGAGCAACGGUUCGCCCCACGGAGAUCACGGCUUCCACCCGCUGCAGAAGCUUUUCCGCCGCGGCUCCACGAUGAGCCGGGACAGGGCUGGGUCCGCCUCCUCCUGGGCGGCGCUGCUCGGAGCCAAGGACUCGUCCUGA
Prorocentrum cordatum is the source of this 633-nucleotide messenger RNA. NCBI's taxonomy places the organism in Eukaryota, Dinophyceae, Prorocentrales, Prorocentraceae. The record is from the annotation of a GenBank genome assembly.